Molecule: messenger RNA, 2143 nt
Organism: Blastomyces gilchristii SLH14081
Lineage: Eukaryota; Fungi; Ascomycota; Eurotiomycetes; Onygenales; Ajellomycetaceae
Exons: 2
Coding region: 383-1411 (342 amino acids)
Source: RefSeq, a predicted model, not a curated record
CGAAGGCGGGCCGACAAUACUCCGAAGUGUUUGGCGCUGUUCCAAAAAUAACCCUCGGCAACCUUUAGAGGUUGCGUCACCUGGUUUGAUCCGCUCGCCUCCGCCCACGGUACUGUACUGGUACAUGGCAGCAGCCUGUGAAUUGCGUUGUUUUAGUUGUACCACUUAGGCCUCCUUUGUUCCUCUCCUGUUGGCUUCUUCGGCUCCCUUGCCUCAUCACUCCCUUGCCUCAUCAUCCUUCGUUCUUCGUCCACAUUUCUUUCUCUUCAUCAGCCCUUCGACGAGCUGUUGAAAUACUGUCUACCAAAACUUUUCUUAUCAACUCAUAACUUUCCUCUUGCUGAUUACUAUUUUCUUUUGUAUCGUCUAAUUCAUUUUAGGGAUGAUGCUCCCCGCUCUUUUGGCCGCCAGCGUUUUGGCGCUGCCAGCUUCGUCCUUCUUGAUCACAGGUCCCGCUUUCCGAGAGGUCAACGGCAAACCGCACCUGGUGUAUGAUGCCAAUGUCAAUAAACUCGAACUGAAUGUGAAAUGUAUUGAGUGUCCGUUCCCCCAGUUCACCAGUGAGGAAAGCCUUCUCUGGGAUGAUGGGUUUGAUAGCUUGAUGGACCUUAACUUCACUACUGAAGGCACCCGACUGCUUGUGAACAAGGGACAGCUUUAUCCCAUGUUCAACCUCCCUGUUACCCUCGAAACCGUUCUACAUCGUCAGUACGAUGACAAGACAUCUUUCCCUCUGCCCAUCGGCUAUGUGUUCGAACGCCUGGCCGUUCAGUCUACCAAUGAUAAGAGUGGUUCUGAACUACUUCAUUUCAACUUCAUGGUCAUCGACGUUGCCGGAUUUCCAGUUCCAGCGGAUGCUGUCAGCCUACGUGUGCUCAAGCUACCGGAUGGCACCCUCUUCAUGCUCGGUGCGGAUAUUGAAGAAGCGGCCCCGAAGAUGUCAUGGCGCCAGUGCCGCAGAAGGCCCAAGUGCUUGAAGAAGCUCAUCAUCGCUCGCAUUCGUGCAAUUAUAGAAGCAGCAAAGGCUAGGGCAAAGGCUGCUGCUGAGAAAAUUAAGGGAUGCGCUGGCAUGAAGGGCGUGACCCACCCAGCUGGAAGCCAUCACCAUGGUUCCAAGGACCAUUCAUUUGCCCGGGCAUUUGCUCGAUCACUUCACAUUGUUAUUGUUCCUGCUCUUCUUGGCCUGUCAGCGGCCCUCUUUGCCUGCAGUGUUGGCUUCAUUGUUGGUCAUGGAAUUGCAGCUUUGUGGGCUCGUUAUCGCCGCUCUUCACGCAACUGCAACAAUGCUCGUGUUGAGAAUGGUGAUGACAUUGAGAAGGAGCCCUUAUUCGUCCCCGAGGAUGAUGAGCUCCCGCCGCAGUACGAGGACAAGGACCAUGGAGACAUUGCUCUUCCCGCGGAAAAGGAGUAGAAGUAUUCAUGAUCAAACUAGCCUGCGUUGACUCGCCUGCAACAUACGGAUGUCGAUGGCUAGCGAGAGAUUGAGUGGCGAUAUAUUAAGGGUUUCUACGUUGUUUCUUUUGUUACUGAUUGUCUCGUUUCGAAGGCGUUAGAACUGAAAUUUCUUUACAAAUGUUAUCAACUGUCACUCACUGGGCAUUUUUCGCCUUUCCUUUUAACUCCCUGCUCUCUUUUCAAAAUUCUUUCGCAGGUAUCCGUAACUUCUGGUUCCCUUUGUAUUUCAUCUUGUUCUUCAAUAUUAUGUCUAAACUUUGAGGUAGGUAGUUUCUUUUACAAUUUUGCCAUGAAUCUAGCUUUUAAACACGUUCGAGUUCCCUCAACUGCCCACAGUUUACAAGUAAUUGGUGCGUAAAUGAUAACUGCCUGCCUGUUUCCCCUUUCUGUAUAUCCUGUCACAUUGGAUUCCAAGAGAUUUGCAGUAAUGACACACCUACGCUGUAUAUAUGACCGCCCAAGAAAGUGCAGAGUUGAUUAGUACUCUCUCUUCGAUUUCCUCAAAGUUGUGGAACUACAUUAAUCUUAGUAUUAACAAUACACACCCCAGCAAGCACCGGCAUAGAGUAUGUAAGCAUGAGUUAGUUGGCCUAGGAUUCAUUCUUUAUUCGAAUGAACAGCUGGACAUGUAAUCACAGCCCUACCGCCGGAAAGGAAUAACAAUGUGCCGACUCCACUUUGCUUGAGC